AUGGCUGCGCCCACGCCUCCUCACCCGCCCACCUCUCCCGACUCGGGCCCUACGGACCCCAAUCUGCCAAAGCUGCCUUCCGGCUGGAUCGCCCAGUGGGACAAUUCGAGUCGCAAGUACUACUAUGUCCAGAUCAGCACCGGCGUCUCGCAAUGGGACCUCCCCACGAGCGAAGCACCCAUCGGCGGCAGCCACCACGGCACACCCGCGCAGAACACGAAUCCCUACAACAAGCCCACCGGCUCCGAGGGCCCUGGCGAUACCGCUGAUGGAUCAAGAGGUAUCGGUGGCGAUGGACAGACCGGCGAUCGUUCGCUCAGCGGCUUCGCUAUGAAUGCGCUCAUGGGUAGUAAUAAGCAGAGCAACGGCAGCGGCGGGUCCAACAACCUUGUCGGCCAGCUUGCGGGCUCAUUCCUUGGCGGUGGAAAGCAGAACCACGACAGCUCGUCAGGACACAGCAGUGGUGGCUCUGGUAACCUCGUUGGCCAGUUAGCUGGAUCGCUGCUCGGUGGAGGAAAGCAGAGCGGCUCUGGUCAUAGCGGUCAGUCGAGCAGCGGCCAGUCGAGCGGCGGACUUGGUGCGCUGGGAGGACUGCUUGGUGGCAGCAGCAACAGCAGUCACGGUGGAAGCAAUCAGAGCCACGGUACCCAGUCGUCGAGCGGUGGCGGCCUUGGAGGCAUGCUCGGUAGUCUGAUGGGUGGUGGAUCGCACAACAAGCCUUCCAACAACGACUUCGGAUACACCCACGGCUCCGGCGCCUCAUCAGGCGGAACAUACACUGGUAGCGCACCGGCCACGUCAUACCAGCCUGGUGGCCAGCAACACGGCGGCUCUCAAGGACAGCAAAGCUACGCAUCGCCAUCGCCUGCUCAGCAACAUGGUGGCUACAGCGGCCAGCAGCAACAGCACGGAAGUCCUCAGGCUCAACAGCACGGCCAGGGCCAGGGCCAGUACGGCUCUCAGGCAGGGUACGGUGGCCAGCCUCAACAGCACGGAGGCUAUGGACAGCAAGGACCUGGUGGCUACGGCGCACAGGCUGGCUACGGAGGUCCUGCCCACUCAGGCGGCCAAGGCUAUUACGGUGGCCCCCAGAACUACGACAAUCACCAGCACAACCAGUACGGUGGCGCACCACAAAAGUACCCUCCACCUCCAGGUCAGGGUCAGGGUGGCUAUGGCCAGCAAGGUGCUGGCUACGGUGGUCACCAGGGCGGACACAGCGGCCCCCAGCAGCCUGGGUGGUAG
Didymella exigua CBS 183.55 is the source of this 1245-nucleotide messenger RNA. RefSeq lists its product as uncharacterized. The record is from RefSeq and is a predicted model, not a curated record. The coding region runs from base 1 to 1245 and encodes 414 amino acids. NCBI's taxonomy places the organism in Eukaryota, Fungi, Ascomycota, Dothideomycetes, Pleosporales, Didymellaceae. The transcript is spliced from 4 exons. Gene Ontology annotation, molecular function: protein binding.